Molecule: messenger RNA, 847 nt
Organism: Microplitis mediator
Lineage: Eukaryota; Metazoa; Arthropoda; Insecta; Hymenoptera; Braconidae
Product: TSET complex member tstC-like
Exons: 2
Coding region: 59-823 (254 amino acids)
Source: RefSeq, a predicted model, not a curated record
CUUUUCAAGUGUUAGUGUCUCAUCGAAUUCAAAAUUUAUCUACUUGACGUCAUUAGAAAUGUGGAAUCUCAGUUUGACCACGUGUUUAUUUUUAAUUACAAUAAAUACAAAAUUUAUUCGUGGAAUUUAUCUUCCUUUUAACUAUCAAGACCAUGAGUACAAAAUAAAUUUUUUAAAAGGCGUAUUGACGAAUAUCAGCAGCGAUCAAGAAGAAAUAAAAAAUACCGACGAGUUAUUACAAAGUCAUGACACAAAUUCCUUGACUGAUAAAAGUGAAGUCUAUUUAUCUUUAUUUAAUUAUUUCGGAUACAAAACGUCAUCAGACAGUGAAAUAGUUCCAUCGCUAGUUAACUCCAGUGGGGAAGAAAACUCAAAAUCUAUUUCAAAAUUACCCAUGAUGAAUUCUCACAAUUUUAAUAGAAAAACCGAUCGUUCUAAAGAAAAAAUAAAUUCACAAAAUAAUUCAACACUUAAAAAAAAUUUAGAUGAUUUUAGAGACAACGGACAAGUGAACUCAACAAAUAACGACAAGUUAUUUUUAUCUAAUCUCAAAUCUGAAGGACAAAUAAAUUCAACAGACAAUUCAAAAUUAUCAUCAAAGUCUGGCAAUUCUAAUAGACAGAUAAAUUAUAAAAAUAUUUUAAAAUCAUCAUUUGGUGAAGCAUUUAGAUAUAAAAAACUAGUAGAUCUACUUAAUAUGAACAGUUAUUUAGACGAAUUGAUGUUUAAUUAUGACAAUAAUAUUCCAGAACACAAAGUACGUAAGAAAGUACUCGAUGAUAAAACUUUUUAUUUAAUUAACCGACUCCCUGAAAAUAAAUAAAAUUCUUAAAUACUUGAAAGUUAA